Messenger RNA from Paramuricea clavata, 324 nucleotides. NCBI's taxonomy places the organism in Eukaryota, Metazoa, Cnidaria, Anthozoa, Malacalcyonacea, Plexauridae. The record is from the annotation of a GenBank genome assembly.
AUGUCAAUAUUGAUGCAAAGGCUGCCACCGGGUUUGCGUAUUAUUGUAACAAAGAAGAUGCAAGAGGAGGAAUGGUCUUUGGAUAAACUUAUGACAAUCUUUCGACAGGAAUUAGAGACUAGAGAAAGAGCAAAUCUGCAGUGUUUACCUUCGUCAAAGUCCAGUUAUCAACGAAAUAAACCGGGAACAGCUGCUACUCUUUUCGCGGGACUGCACGACACUACCUGUUCUUAUUGUCAAGGAAAGCACUUAUCUGCACAUUGCAAGACAGUGACCAAUGUGGUUGCAAGGAGAGAUAUUCUGAAACGAAGUGGACGGUGUUUU